CUAGAAAUACUCAAUUGACGACUUUGUUUUCGUUUAGCGACUAUAAAGAAAUUUAUUUUAUAAUCAUUGUUAAAGUAGCAGGUGCUGAUUCUAAAUUUAAUUAAAUAGCAACGAAAUAGAAUGCCUGCAAUAGAAGAGGCACAAAUAACUAAAUAUCUAUCCAAGUAUAAAAAUGUUGCGGCCACUAGGAAAGAUGUUGUGGAUGUCAUUACUGCGUACCGCUCCCUGACGUAUAAUUUAGAAAAAUUUGUUUUUAACGAUGGCAGCGUUAAAGAUUUGUUUGCGUUGCAAGGCACAAUUCCGGUGGUCUACAAAAACAACACCUACUACAUUCCCAUAUGUAUCUGGCUGAUGGACACUCAUCCACAAAAUGCACCAAUGUGCUUUGUAAAGCCCACACCCACGAUGCAGAUCAAGGUGUCCAUGUAUGUUGAUCACAAUGGCAAGGUGUAUUUGCCGUAUUUGCAUGAUUGGCAACCGCAUAGCUCGGAUCUGCUAUCACUUAUACAAGUUAUGAUUGUGACAUUCGGUGAUCAUCCGCCCGUUUACUCUAAGCCUAAGGAACAAGUCGCUGUGCCAUACCCAGCGAAUUCAGCUUUCAUGCCUCAACCAGGCGGGCCAGGUGCCUCCAAUCAGUUUCUGCCUUAUCCAAACGCAAGUGGCGCUAGUGGUGGCAACUUUCCGCCUUAUCCGACUGGUGGUGCGAACAUUAUGCCCUACCCACCAGCAGGUGGACAGCCUGGUAGCUCUGGUGGCUAUCCGCCAUACAUGAACUAUCCACAGCCUGGCUACCCAGGUAGCAUUGGAUAUAAUCCAGCUGGAGUAGGCACUCCUAGCUCAACAGGCACCAUAACGGAAGAGCAUAUCAAAGCAUCACUUAUUAGCGCCGUUGAGGACAAGUUAAGACGUCGCAUACAGGAAAAGGUUAAUCAGUAUCAAGCUGAAAUCGAAACAUUGAAUCGCACCAAGCAAGAGCUAGUAGAAGGCAGUGCCAAGAUAGAUGCCAUCGUCGCUCGCCUGGAACGUGAGGAAAUUGAACUGCAGAAGAACAUAGCUGUAUUGCGAGAAAAGGAGGAAGAGUUAAAGAAAAGUCUGGAGAGCCUGGAGAAUGCAGAGGCCAUUGAUCCUGAUGAGGCAGUAACCACAACUGCGCCUUUAUAUAGACAAUUACUUAAUGCCUACGCUGAUGAAGCUGCCACAGAGGAUGCCAUCUAUUAUUUGGGCGAGGGUUUGCGUGGAGGUGUCAUCGAUCUGGAGACGUUCUUGAAGCAUGUGCGUCAACUUUCUCGCAAGCAAUUCAUAUUGCGUGCCACAAUGCAAAAGUGUAGACAAAAAGCUGGAUUGGCUGGCUAAUCGGUAAUGUGUGGAAUGC
Molecule: messenger RNA, 1372 nt
Organism: Drosophila arizonae
Lineage: Eukaryota; Metazoa; Arthropoda; Insecta; Diptera; Drosophilidae
Gene: TSG101
Product: tumor susceptibility gene 101
Biological process (GO): protein modification process; protein transport; endosome to lysosome transport
Cellular component (GO): ESCRT I complex
Molecular function (GO): ubiquitin binding
Source: RefSeq, a predicted model, not a curated record